This is a messenger RNA of Cynoglossus semilaevis (tongue sole), 1138 nucleotides long. RefSeq lists its product as uncharacterized. Bases 75 to 1019 code for a protein of 314 amino acids. Lineage: Eukaryota; Metazoa; Chordata; Actinopteri; Pleuronectiformes; Cynoglossidae. The record is from RefSeq and is a predicted model, not a curated record. The transcript has 8 exons.
UUUGCUGUUCUGUCACUACUGACGUUCCAACUGAUCACUGUAAUCUCACAGGGAGGAGCGGUUAAAGAUUCAAAAUGGGAGAACAUGACUGUGGACGUCUCACUGUCAUACUGAUUUCUGUUGCCUGCUUUGUUACAUCUUUGGUUUUUAAUGCACUGGCAGUCAUUGGUGGAGAACCCUUUUCUACCACGACAGGCAAUAUCUCGGCUAUAUUUGACACUCAGAUCACGCCCUCAGGAUGGACGUUCAGCAUCUGGAGUGUGAUUUACAUCUGGAUCACGGCCAUGACGAUCUACAUUGUCACGGGUCUUUGCAGAAAAAAUGGUUAUGGAUACGUUUACUGCAGCCCUGCUGUGUUGCCUUAUGGAUUCUUUAUUUGCUGGUGCAUCAACAUGGCUUUUAACAUUGGUUGGCUGCUUGUUUGGGACAGAAGAAUGAUGAUCAUGGCUCUGGUGUUUCUUAUUUUUGUCAUUCUCACAAACUACUCCAUGAUCUGCUUCGUGUGUCAUGGGCUUCAUGUCUAUGGAGCCUGGCUAAAGAAGUACCACAACGUAGAGCUGUGGUUGAUCCGUGGGCUGGUUCAAAACGGUGUGAUGAUAUACACCACGUGGACCACCCUUGCAACUCUCAUAAACCUGACCAUUGUUUUAACUUAUGAGGUUGAGAUGUCACCGGUGGACGCUGCCACUGUCUCAUAUUCUAUUUUGUCAGCUGUCCUGCUUUUGUGGUUUCUUUUGGAAAAUCUUGUCCUCGACAAACAUGUGCGAUACAUGCUCACCACAUACCCUGUUGUUAUCUGGGCUUUAUCUGGAAAUUUGGACAAAAACUAUAAUCCUGCAUCACCUAAUAUUAAUGGCAUCUUCAUUGUUGUGUUGUUGGGCAUUGCCUCUGCGCUCUUUGUUGUGAGGAUUAUUUUGGUCAUCUGGAGACACUUCAAACAGCCACUAUAUGACGAUGUCAACCCUGAGGCCAUGGAGCCAAUGGAUAUUGCUGCAAACCAAAAGAAGAUAUUUUGCUAGUCAACAUCAUCAAGUCAUCAUUUAAUAUUUAUUUACACAUGUUUCACUUGUCAUUGUUUUUAAAUUACAAUACCAAAUGUGUAUUUUGUAAAUUUCUUAAAUAAAAAAUCUGAACUGUC